Molecule: messenger RNA, 2807 nt
Organism: Thamnophis sirtalis
Lineage: Eukaryota; Metazoa; Chordata; Lepidosauria; Squamata; Natricidae
Source: RefSeq, a predicted model, not a curated record
AAACUAAAUAUUGUGCAUAUGUGUAGUCGAAUGACAAUGAGGAUUUGAUAUGGGUGGAUAGAACUUUUGAGUGAUCACAAGAAGGAUUGGAUGAGGGCCAAUAUUAAUAAUCAGAGGUGAACAAUAUUUGUUUUGAUUAUCUGCGGAAAUUUAAUUAUUAUCUGCCUUUGCUAGGCAAUUAUGGAGUGUCGAAAUAAAACAGGAGUUCCAGCCCGGAAGCUAAUCCAAGCUCGACUGCCCUUCAAGCGCUUGAAUCCCAUACCAAAGGAGAAAAACGACACGAACCCCGAAGUGAAAAAAGCCAGGAGUGUGCAAAACACCCUCGAUCAGAAUGCAACCUAUCCUGACUCGCCGCAGCCAUUCUCGGACAAUGUGGAAAACAGUUGCCAGGAAGAAACGGAAUCCCCUGUUCCAAAACUGGUUAAUGGAAAGGGUCCCCUAGAUAACUUUGUGCAGAAAAGUAUAAAAAAUGACACAAGCCAGUCUCGGCUCUUCAUAGACUUGACGGACGACCCUCCUCACAGACUGGAUGAGAACACGGGUCACCCCAGGUCCAGCAUCAGAGUAGCAUCUCCGGGGGAAACCCCGAAGGAGAAAGAAGGCCAGGCUGCACCCCCAAAUUCCUCCUGCAUUGCCCAGGAGGUGGAUCCUUGCUCAGGAACCGACUUCGAUGUAACAGAUAAGGAAUUACCAAGCGCGGCAUCCACUGGGAUAGAAACUAAUAUUUCCACGGAGGAUAAAUCUCAGAAUGUCAUAUUUGAACGGAAAAUGCCUGUCGUGGUUCUGGAGGAUAUCUUGGCCGCCGGGUCUCCUCAAGCUGCAACUUUGGAAAGGAGCGCAAAUUCUGAAAACGAAACCAUGGAAUCUUGUCCCGAGGAUGACACGCUGUGUACAAAUUCCUCCUUAAGUUCUCUCUCUCCUACCAGCUCUCCCGAGUCUCAGGCGACCAAGGAGCAUCACGUUAACCCACUAGCUGCUUCAACACCGGUUUGGAAGGUUGGUAUCGGCUUUGGGAAAUCCACAUCAUGGUCGAUAUUGCAGGCUUCUCCAAAGCUCCAUCGAAGUUCUGAGGAGAAGGAGAAACUCAAGCUACAGAGGGACCAAGAGCGUGCAGAAAAACUUCAGAAGCUGGAAGCUGAACGGGAGGAGAAGAGGCUGCUGAAAAAGGAAGCCCAGGCUGCAAAGGAACGUGCCCGAGAGGAGGCGAAGAGGAAGAAAGAAGAAGAGAAGGAGCUGAAGGAUAAAGAAAGGAGGGAGAAAAAGGAGAAAGAUGAAAAAGAGAAAGCUGAGAAGCAGCGCGCAAAAGAAGAAAAACGGAAAGAGAGGCAAGAAGCUCUGGAGGCAAAAUUAGAAGAGAAAAGAAAAAAGGAAGAAGAAAAACGCUUAAAAGAAGAAGAGAAGCGCCUCAAAGCAGAAAAAGCUGAAAUCACCCGGUUCUUUCAAAAACCAAAAACCCCACCUGCUCCAAAAACUCUGGCCGGCCGGUGUGGGAAGUUUGCUCCCUUUGAGAUCAAGGAGAACAUGGUCCUGGCUCCACUUUGCCGGGUGCCCUUCGAUCAGGAGCUCUCCGACCGAAUGGAUCGCUCCGUGGAAGAGCAGAGCUGCGAGCUUUCCUUCCUGGAAGAGCUGAAGAGUCGGGAUGCUAGAAAAUCGGAGCCCACCCUUGCCUGCAGCCCCAGCGCUGACGAGAUUAACAGCGAUGUGGUCAUUGUGAGUAGCAGCCAGGCAGAAGAUGCUCCCGAAAGGAAGAAAUUUGGCAGGAUGAAACUCCUGCAGUUCUGUGAGAAUCACCGGCCUGCCUACUGGGGCACCUGGAACAAGAGGACUUCUGCAAUAAGGCCCAGAAACCCCUGGGCCAAAGAUAUGAAGCUCCUGGACUAUGAAGUUGAGAGUGAUGAAGAGUGGGAGGAGGAGGAACCAGGGGAGUCCCUCUCUCACAGCGAAGGGUUCUGGCCCAGCUGCUUCCGCUACUUCACGGCAACGUGAACGGAAGCAAAGUCAUCAUUCAGGAGUUCCAAGAAUGUUGCCGCUUGGCGUUGCUGUCGGAUCCCAGCAGCCCGGUCACCCCCCUGGGCAGUGGAGAGGCCAGCCCCAAGGUCUCUCAAGGCCAAUCUCCGGCCUGCGAGAACGUCGUUCCUUCCAAGGCCAGGCUGAAGAGGAUCAUCUCCGAGAACUCCGUCUACGAGAAGAGGCCCGAGUACCGGAUGUGUUGGUACGUGCAAUCCGAGGUCCUGAAGAACUUUGGCCAGGAGCACCUGCCCGUGCCUUGCCAGUGGAACUACAUUACCCAGCUUCCAUCCGUGGCCAAGGAAGAAGCGGGCAGUUUGCAAGGCGGGGCGGCAACCCAGACCCCCCCAGUCUCCGCAAAACGGAAGUCAACGCAAAGCAUGUCAAUAACCAAGUUCAUGAGGAGACCUCCGGGGACAGAGCAGGCGGAAAUGACAGAGAUGGAUGGAUUUCAGGCAGACACCGAGGAAGAAGAUGACGACGAAUGCAUCAUCAUAGACGUUCAGCCAAGCCAAGCCAAGCUGGCUAAUUCCGCACCUGAACAGAGGACCUCGGAAGCAGAAGCAGCUGCUGCUGCCGCCAGCAACUUCCCUAACGCCUUUUGAUAUACACAUCCCUAUUCUCCCCCCACCCACCCCUUUUGUACGUAUGUAGAAUUCUUUUAGCUUAUUGUAAAACCCCCUUGUGUAUCUUUUUUUGUACGAGAUACUUGAACAUACUGUGUUCCUUGUAAAGAGAAGACAGCACUUUGUUCGGCUCCAAACUCUGGUGGAAGCUCAAGACAUUAUUUUUUAGAGGGG